Penicillium brasilianum is the source of this 1221-nucleotide messenger RNA. Lineage: Eukaryota; Fungi; Ascomycota; Eurotiomycetes; Eurotiales; Aspergillaceae. The record is from the annotation of a GenBank genome assembly.
AUGAGCGUCCGGAGCGGCCGCUUAUCAGGGGCGGCGAUGCCGCCCUCGACCACCACAGACGACUUUCGCCAGGGGUGGAUUCUGCGGUUUCUUGUGUAUCCAUCAAAGCUUCGACGCUGGGCGAAGAUGUUUAUUUUAUUGGGAUUGGUUUGUCUCUUUACCGUGGGCCUAAGCCGCAGUCUGAACUGGCAGGACGAGGCGAGACUCCAGAGCGAUAAUGCUGUCGUUCAUUUCCCCCCACCACGCCAGACUGGACAGCAUACACACGAUCCCAACAUUAUCCGCGUCGGCGAUACCUAUUACCUUUACCAUGUCGGCGAGCACAUCUUCAUUCACACCGCGCCAUCCAUGGCUGGUCCAUGGCGACAUGUCGGAAGCGUGUUGGAUGCCAACAGUAUUAUUCCGAAGGGUGACCGUGCCGUCCCCUGGGCUCCGACGGUCAUUGCUGUCGAUGGAACUUACUACUGUUACUACAGCGUGAGCAAGGCAGGAUGCCGGGAUAGUGCCGUGGGCGUGGCUACGUCCAAAUCACCAGGCCCAGGCAAAUGGCAUGACCACGGCGUGGUUGUUCAGACAGGAUCGGGCAACGGAUCAGAUGUGUCACCAUAUACCAUGUCCAACGCCAUUGACCCGGCCGCGCUAGUGUUACCUGAUGGAUCCGCCUAUUUAACAUUUGGAAGCUACUGGACUGGUAUCUAUCAAGUCCCUCUCGGCAAAGACCUCAUCUCCCCGGUCAGCACAACCAAACCAGAUGCCCGACACCUCGCCUACAAACCGAAUGGAGCCAGCGACCCGAACCGAAUUGCAAAGUCGCUCUGCGGGGAUCCCACUGGUCCACAUGCCAUUGAAGGCGCUUUUACUUCAUAUCACAACGGAUAUUACUAUCUCUGGUUCAGCCAUGGCCGAUGCUGCGACCUAGAUAGAGGAACGUUGCCCGCCGCUGGGUCAGAAUACAGUAUUCGGGUGGGACGAUCAAAAGAUCCGCGCGGUCCCUAUAUCGACCAGUCUGGAAAGAACUUGGUUGACGGUGGCGGUACCGUGAUCUACGGAUCCAACGCCGAAACCUAUGCCCCUGGCGGGCAAGGUGUGAUUCGAGUCGGCGAUACUGAUAUCCUGUACUACCAUUAUCAAAACAAAACUGUGGGCCUCGCAUUUUCGGACGCUGUACUUGGUUUUAAUCCAUUGAAGUACGUCAAUGGAUGGCCUGUCGUGCAGGCUUAA